UUGGGGCUUGUAAACUCUUAAGAUAUGAAGCAAAGCAGCAGUCACUGAACAUCAGACUGGCUUUAUUUUUUGCCUGAUUUUCGGACUCUGCGGGUUAUAACUUCCAGAUCUUCAUAGCUGGAAUUCUGCAAAAAUGUCUUGUGUUUGUGGUAAGAGGAUCUGAACAGGGUACACAUAUUAAACAUGGAAGAAGAAGACGACGACUAUAUGUCUGAUUCUUUUAUUAAUGUGCAACAGGAUGUCAGGCCAGGAUUGCCAAUGGUGAGGCAUGUGAAAGAAGCUAUUCAAAAAGAAGAAAAGCAGAGAGAAGCUAACCAGAAAAAUAGACAAAAGAGCCUAAAAGAAGAGGAAAGAGAGAGACGUGACACUGUGUUGAAAAGUGCUUUAGGAAAUGAAAACAGAGGCUUUGCUUUGCUCCAAAAGAUGGGGUACAAAAGUGGGCAGGCCCUUGGCAAGAGUGGAGAAGGCAUUGUUGAGCCUAUUCCUCUGAACAUUAAAACAGGCAGAGGUGGGCUUGGUCAUGAAGAAUUACAAAAGCGGAAAGCAGAAGAAAGGCUAGAAAACUACAGAAAAAAGAUUCAUAUGAAAAAACAAGCAGAUGAAGAGGCUGCAGAUCAGUUUAGAAUGAGAUUCAAAAGCAAACAAGAAGAACGUAAGAUAGAAGGGGACCUUAGAAAAAGCCAGCGGGCCUGUCAGCAAUUAGACACACAAAAGGAUAUUAACGUUCCCAAGGAGAUUUGGUACUGGACAGAACCUGAGCAAGAAGAAAAAGAUCAAGAGGAGGAAGAAAAGGAUGAAUACAAAGGUUCAGACUUAAGUGUAAUAGAGAAGUUACAAAUCCUGACUGCCUAUUUAAGAGAAGAGCAUCUUUAUUGUAUCUGGUGUGGAACAGCCUAUGAGGAGGCUGCAGAUUUAUCUUCAAACUGCCCUGGAGAUAGUUCAGCAGAUCAUGACUAAAAUCUUUAUAAUAAAAGGAACGCUGGAAAAAUAUUGUUGAUUCACAGCAGUAUUUUAAAAUAUCUCCAUGGGACAUCAAGAAUUCACACAAGUACGCAGGUGGAAAGACAUAUUGAAAGGUUCAGAGCACACACUUUUGAAAGCACAGAAGCAUUUGUAGAUUUUGGAUUUUUUUUAAAGUGAAGCUAGUCAUUGAACUCACUAUUUAAUAGGAAUUACAAAUUUACAUAUGUACUUAAUGCAAAAUAAUUUAGGUUGAGGCAGGAGUUUUGCAGGUUUCUACCAAACUAAAAACUAGUUGGUACUAUCUCUGCAAUUCCAGUCUUGCACCUCAGAGGACAGGCAGCUAACUGCACCAAAUUGUUAUGGUUUAUUAUUUCUGUACGCCUCCAGUUGGAGGUACCUAGGUUCAGACUGCUAAAUUUGUGUGUGUGAGAGAUUGUGAACGGAUGGAGAUUUGAAAUGGACAGUACUUGACUUUGUAACCAACAUUUUAAAGGCUUCGUUGGGGAAAUAAACACUGCCCUUCGUUUCCCACAUAACAUAAAACAUGGAAUAGAAGAUAAUCAGUUGACAGUGAAUAUUGGUUCAGUCUUUAUAGUAUACAGUGUUAGACAAGUCAUUUAAUAUGCGUCCUCCAUGAGGAUGUCUGAUUUGAAUCUUAAGUUUAUUUUUUGUCAACAUAAUCGGCCAGACGUGAAUGCUGAUGGUUGAAAAUGGUCUGACCUUGUAUCAAUCACUAUUGCUUAAUGUAAAUGUGGAUGUUUGUAUAGAAACUCUAAAUUUCAUCAAUUUAGUGGGUAUUUUUAAAGUGUUUUGUUCAUAAUUAAACAGCUUUUUGUAACUA
Caretta caretta (loggerhead turtle) is the source of this 1804-nucleotide messenger RNA. RefSeq names its product G-patch domain containing 11 (gene GPATCH11). NCBI's taxonomy places the organism in Eukaryota, Metazoa, Chordata, Testudines, Cheloniidae. Gene Ontology annotation, cellular component: kinetochore. Gene Ontology annotation, molecular function: nucleic acid binding. The record is from RefSeq and is a predicted model, not a curated record.